UAAUUUUCCAUCCUUUACCUCUUAUCCGUGAUAACUAAAGUACACCAUGAAGCAUUCGAAUUUUUACCUCUUGUUAACACUUUAUCGGUGUACGAUGAGCUGGAGUAUAGGAAUAAUAGCUUAUGAGUACAGAAGGCGAUGUCCGAACACAGAGGAUGCAUGGCGACAGAGAGAGGAGGGGUAUAUCUGCCCCGCCCCCACAAAGUACCACUGUAUGCUCACAGAGGAGGGAAAUACUGUCGAAUUUUGUAAUGAAAUUACAUGGAUUGAAGGAGAUUACUGUCCAAUGCUCAACUUAAAGACUGGAAGCAUUGACGUCCGACUUUGUCCAGAAAACGCGCUCUAUCCAAGUGGACACUAUCUUUCCAAUACAGUUUACAAAUAUAAAUUCUACAUUUCUAGGAAAACAGAUUUUACUACCCACGCUCCAAGGAAAACUGCGGCAUCACUUAACCAGGAGGCAAACGACAGUCCGAAGAAUACUGAAGAUCUAGCAGACAACAACAUCAAUAUGGUUACUCUACUGUCCACGUUUAUUGGAAUCAUUCUAACUGCCUUUGUCUCUGUUGUUGUACUACUAGUUUAUAUACGGGGACAAAAAGAAAAUGCUUUUCUUGAUAAGACGGUGACUAAAGAAAGUGUAUAACAAGGAACAAUGUUCAGUGAUUUUCGUGUAGCAUCUCUGCUCUGUGGAUAGAGUUGGCCAGUAUACUGUAUAAGUGAAAUUUUAGCGAGACGCAAAUUUAGCGAUUUCUUAUUUUAAAAAAAUUGGUAUUUUAUUUUUAGCGACAAGUAAUUUUAGGAUUUUGAAAUGCUCACUUAAGAAGCUAUUACAAAUUGAACCCUAUAAAAUUUUAGCGAUAUUCAAUUUUUGCAAAUCAGCAUAUUGUUGUUAUCUUUAUUAUGGGGGGAUACAUUCUUGUUAUCAAUGAUUUGCUCAGUUAUAUUUCAUGCAGUCAGGCUUUUUCACGAUUUGGAUAUUUCACGUGCCAGGAAGACGUUUUCCUGGCACGUAAAAUAUCAAAAUUGUGAAAAAAAAGCCUGGGAAACUUCAGAUAUUUCGGACUGAUGAGACCAUACAUGAGGGAAUAUCGAAAACUUCCUGGGCUGGUGCGAUAAAACAUAUUUUGUCAAGUUUGGGGACUUCUCCCAUAAAACCUUGCUACGAGCUUGGUACUUUCAAAAUUUAAAGGGGUCAUAAUUAAACAAUAAAAGUUUUGAAA
Messenger RNA from Saccostrea cuccullata (small rock oyster), 1223 nucleotides. RefSeq lists its product as uncharacterized. Bases 47 to 646 code for a protein of 199 amino acids. The record is from RefSeq and is a predicted model, not a curated record. Lineage: Eukaryota; Metazoa; Mollusca; Bivalvia; Ostreida; Ostreidae. The transcript is spliced from 5 exons.